Phymastichus coffea is the source of this 1379-nucleotide messenger RNA. RefSeq names its product lachesin-like. The transcript is spliced from 9 exons. Gene Ontology annotation, cellular component: neuron projection. Bases 169 to 1200 code for a protein of 343 amino acids. The record is from RefSeq and is a predicted model, not a curated record. Lineage: Eukaryota; Metazoa; Arthropoda; Insecta; Hymenoptera; Eulophidae.
GGAAAAACCGUCAAAUAUCCAAGAGACCGUGCACUUCGUCCAGGAGGUCCAACAUUUAUUGGAUCUGUUGCAAAUCAAACCGCAGCUAUUGGGAAAGAAGCUAUUUUUUCAUGCAGCGUUAGUAAUAUCGGCAAAUUUAAGGUUGGCUGGUUGAGAGCUUCAGAUAAAAUGAUAAUCUCAUUCAAUACGAAAACUGUAAUCCAAAAUGAUCGUAUUGCUGUGAAAUACGAGCCUCUCGUAGAUAGUCAAGAAAGUAAUGAAUUAUUAAGUCAUAAAAACAGUAGCAAUUUAUUACAAGCUACGAAUACUAUUAACGGUACAUGGCGGUUAUUAAUUCGUCAUCUGAAAGAAACGGAUAGAGGUUGUUAUAUGUGUCAAAUCAAUACAAGCCCUAUGAAGUCCCAACUUGGCUGUUUGGAUAUACUUGUGUCACCAGAUAUUUUAAAUAAUGAGACGAGUACUGAUAUAUCGGUUGUCGAAGGUGGAAAUGCAACAUUGACCUGUAAAGCAAUCGGAAGACCUACACCUAGAAUAUUAUGGAAACGUGAAGAUGGUCAACCCAUUUUACUCAAAAAUCUUUUGUACAAUAGUAUCCAUUUCUUUCCGUUGAAUGUAUAUAAUGGAUCUACCUUAAAUCUACACCGAGUAGAUCGAAAACAAAUGGGAACCUAUUUAUGUAUCGCUAGUAAUGAUGUCCAUCCUGCUGUUAGCAAAAGAAUAACAGUAUCAAUAAAUUUUAUACCUUCAGUGACAGCGGUAAACCAACUUUUGGGAGCUCCUGUCGGAACCGACGUAGUUUUAGAGUGCUAUGUCGAAGCUCAUCCUAAUCCUGUCAACUAUUGGCUUAAAAAUCCUGAUGAAAUGCUACUUGAAGGACCAAAGUAUUUGAUUCAAGAAAAGCGAACUGGAUAUCGAGUUGCUAUGCAUCUCACCAUACAAAAUUUUGAUGAAAAUGAUGUUGGAAGUUACAGCUGUAUUUCUAGUAACAGCUUGGGAAAAGUGGAAGGCGUAUCUCGAUUAUAUCGAAUUGGAGAUUUCAACGGUUUGAUACCAGAAUCGCGACAUAUAUCUAUAUUGGCAGGUUUUGCAGAAGCAGCUCGUGGUUCAAGUAUAAAAAGCAAUAAAAAGAUCAUUCUUCUAUUCCAAUACUCAGGAUGUAGUGUGAAUAUAUUGUUAAUAUUUGUAUUAAUAUUUAUAUAAUAAUAUAAUUAUAAGCUUCUAAUCAUACUACUCUUUUAUAAGAUAAGAAAAACAAACGUAUAUGAAGUUUACAAAUAAAUUUUGUAUAAUGAACAAUGUUUAAUAAUGUAUAAAAAUUGUAUAAUGGUUUCAUUCUUUCGAAUUAUCAUAGCAAUAGCACAACUUAUGUACGCCUGAAG